This is a messenger RNA of Nanorana parkeri, 1378 nucleotides long. RefSeq names its product transmembrane p24 trafficking protein 2 (gene TMED2). Lineage: Eukaryota; Metazoa; Chordata; Amphibia; Anura; Dicroglossidae. The record is from RefSeq and is a predicted model, not a curated record. Gene Ontology annotation, biological process: Golgi organization; endoplasmic reticulum to Golgi vesicle-mediated transport; intracellular protein transport. The transcript is spliced from 5 exons. Gene Ontology annotation, cellular component: COPII-coated ER to Golgi transport vesicle; Golgi apparatus; endoplasmic reticulum-Golgi intermediate compartment. The coding region runs from base 177 to 803 and encodes 208 amino acids.
UGUUUGGGAUACCCGGAUGUCAGCGUGUCUCAGGUCGGCCGCCGUAGACUCGUUACGUGGCAUUAGCAGCUCGUUACCCGGCUGCCUGGAGAGGUGACGCCUCUUUCAGACUGAGGCCCAGAUUCGGCAACAGCACUACCGGCCUGCGCUCGUUCUCCUCCCUGCCUGUCCCCGCCAUGUUCACCAUAUCAGAGCUCGUCGCCCUGGUCGCCUUUUUCUCUGCCACCGCCUCAGGUUAUUUUGUCAGCAUCGACGCUCACGCAGAAGAGUGCUACUACGAGCAUGUGACGUCCGGGACCAAAAUGGGCCUAAUCUUCGAGGUGGCUGAGGGGGGCUUCCUGGAUAUUGACGUGGAGAUCACUGGCCCUGACAAUAAAAACAUUUAUAAAGGUGACCGAGAAUCGAGCGGCAAGUACACAUUUGCUGCACACAUGGAUGGAACAUACAAAUUUUGCUUCAGCAACAGAAUGUCAACAAUGACUCCGAAGAUAGUGAUGUUCACUAUAGAUAUAGGUGAAGCUCCGAAGGGCCAGGACAUGGAAACAGAAGGUGGUGGAGAUACAUGGGACGCCCAUCAGAACAAGCUGGAAGAGAUGAUCAAUGAACUUGCAGUGGCCAUGACAGCUGUAAAGCAUGAGCAAGAAUACAUGGAAGUGCGGGAAAGAAUACACAGAGCAAUCAAUGACAACACGAACAGCAGAGUGGUGCUCUGGUCAUUUUUUGAAGCCCUUGUGCUGGUAGCUAUGACACUGGGACAGAUCUAUUACCUGAAGAGAUUUUUUGAAGUUCGGCGAGUGGUUUAAGCAGCUAUUUUGUGGGGGAUUUUUUUUGUCCUAACUCAUCCCAAAUGUUUUAUUUUUGAUCCCAAACUUUGUCCUAAAUGAUAAUCCCAAACUUUGUUUUAUUUUUGUUUUCCCUUCCUGUCAUCUUGGUAAGAACAACUUCUGAAUUUAGUUUUGCUAUGUUUGCUUUGGAAAUGCUAAUUGUAGCACAAAUAAGACACCAUGCUGCAUAUGUUACCUUCAGGAAAAGUCCCCAAGAAAUCAAAAGUGAAUUGACAUUUUUGGAAAGAUCCCAGAGCACUCGGUUAUUGUGGUACCGUCCGGAUCGGAAGUACUUCUAGUUACAUUUGUCUUUCUUAACACUUUACUUUUGCAAUGAUGUUGUCUUGUUUUUAUGAAGACUGUGAACCAAAGAGGUUCAUUAUUAAGAUGGCUGUGCAUAAGCCACACAGAAUUAACCUGCAAUAGCUGUAUCCAGCAAAUGAAAUCCUCUUUGAUCCUUCUAAAAAUAUUGCCUCCUCUGUUGUGCAUUGUCUUGUCUUUUCUAAUAAUUUAUUACCUAGUUCUGCCUACAGGAAAGUCUUCUGCUUCGUUGG